GUCUUGAAUGUCGACUUAACGUCAUAUAGUCCAUACUUUAAACACGCUAGCUGACUUUUUCAAGUACAAAUUCAGCAUUUCGUUUUUAUUCGGUCGGUAUUUAUAUCGGAAGAGUCGCCGUUAGCCUAGCAGGCUAACAGGGUCCACAAUGGAGGGCAGCGCCAGCGUGAGGAAAGCGCUCUCCGGGACCCUCGUCCCUGUAACGGCCACAACAGUGGCACUUCUCCAGCAACCCGAGGAGAAGGGGAAGGAGAAGCUGAAGAGAAAGGUCCUCGAUGAAGAGGAGUACAUUGAGAGUUUAGAAAAGAUCAUCCAGCGAGACUUCUUCCCAGAUGUGACUAAACUGCAAGCGCAGAAGGACUAUCUUGAAGCAGAGGAAAACGGUGACCUCGAGCGAAUGAGAGAGAUAUCCAUUAGAUAUGGAUCAUCUUUGACAAAAUCUACGCCACGGUCCUCUGCACCCUACGUGACACCAGCAAGCUUUGAGACGCCAGUGGGCCGCUCAGGGUCUCCCUCUGCCACUCAUGGCAGUAAAGGUUUAGAUGGGGACAGCAAGGAGGAUGACAAGGAAGAGAAAGAGCUGCCCUCUCUGGAUCGCUUCCUUGCUAAAAAUACCAGUGAGGAUAAUGCAUCAUUUGAGCAGAUAAUGGAUCUGGCAGAAGACAAGGAGAAGCUGAGGCAUGCCUGGUUAUAUGAGGCUGAGGCUGAAUACAAACAGCGCCAUGAAGAGAACCUCGCCUUACCAUCAGCGGAGAAAGCAGCUCUCGAAAAUACCAAAGCUGGACUUGAGACAUGGGAGUACAAAGCAAAGAAUGCCUUGAUGUAUUAUCCAGAAGGUGUUAAAGACGAUGAUGCUUUAUUUAAGAAGCCACGGGAGGUAGUUCACAAGAACACACGCUUUGUUGGUGACCCUUUCAGCAAAGCUCUUAACAAAAGCCAGAUUCAGCAGGCUGCAGCACUCAAUGCACAGUUCAAACAGGGUAAAGUAGGUCCUGAUGGGAAAGAGCUCAUCCCACAUGAAUCCCCAACAGUGAAUGGAUAUGGAUUUGAAACGAUGCCCUCCCCUGCACCUGGUGUAGCUGAGUCACCUCUCAUGACCUGGGGUGAGAUCGAGAGCACCCCAUUUCGUCUGGAUGGAUCUGACACCCCAUAUGUUGAGAGGAAUCAUGGUCCAUCAUUUAAGAUUCCAGAACCAGGAAGACGAGAAAGGCUAGGAUUAAAAAUGGCCAAUGAAGCUGCCGCUAAAAAUCGUGCAAAAAAACAGGAGGCAUUGAGAAAAGUCACAGAAAACCUGGCAAGUCUUACACCUAAAGGUCUGAGUCCAGCCCUCACCCCCGCCCUGCAAAGGCUUGUGAACAGGACAUCUAGCAAAUACACAGACAAAGCACUGCGAGCGAGUUACACCCCAUCGCCCUCGCAUAGAGUCAUUGGAUCCAAGAGUCCCUUUGGUGGCCCAUCCACUCCAGGAACGCCAACACCAAACAAAGCCAAAACGCCGAGCUCUCAGGACCUUACAUCACUCACAGACAAUCUGCUGCAACUUCCCAAGAGACGGAAAGCCUCAGACUUUUUUUAAGUAAGAGAAGCUGUUCUCUGCUGGCUGGGAUUGUACAAAACA
Plectropomus leopardus (leopard coralgrouper) is the source of this 1618-nucleotide messenger RNA. NCBI's taxonomy places the organism in Eukaryota, Metazoa, Chordata, Actinopteri, Perciformes, Serranidae. The record is from RefSeq and is a predicted model, not a curated record.